Raphanus sativus (radish) is the source of this 727-nucleotide messenger RNA. RefSeq lists its product as uncharacterized. The transcript has a single exon. The record is from RefSeq and is a predicted model, not a curated record. The coding region runs from base 98 to 529 and encodes 143 amino acids. Lineage: Eukaryota; Viridiplantae; Streptophyta; Magnoliopsida; Brassicales; Brassicaceae.
GAUUAAUCACUUAUAAGCCUUUACCACUUUUUAGUCUUUUAGCUCAAAAGAAACGAAAAAACAAAGAAAAUCAAGAUCGAGAGAGAGAGAAAGAGCCAUGGAGGGUCUUCAAAGAUCAACCAUCUCCUUCCGCCGUCAAGGAUCUUCCGGCAUAGUCUUUGACGACCGUGUCAUCGCCGAGCUUAACAAACAAGCAACGGAGCAGAAAGACGAAAGUCAACGCGAGGAACAGCCUAAGCCUAUGUCUGAAGGCACAGAGCAAGAGAAACCAAUCGCCGGAGACGAGAAAGACAAGCUCAGGCCAAUCAAAACAAGUGUACCACCACCAACAGCCGGAGGACUCGAGAGGAGUCGAUCUAACGGCGGAGGAGCUCCGCGGCAUCACCGAACGACCGGAAGAGUGUCUCCUGCGGUGGAUCCGCCGUCUCCGAGACUCUCGACAUGCGGUUGCUGCACUGCGUUUGGGAAGAAACCGCCGGGGAAGAAGAAUAAUCCGAGGAAAAGGCCACCGAAGCGCAGAUCAAGGUAGGCGUAAAACUAAAGAGAUCAUUACAUAGUACUAUAAUACUGUCUUUGAUCCCUCUUUGUGUGCUUUGAUACAAUCUUUAAUUUUCAUUUUUCGAAUCUCUCCCGUUAAAGCUUAUAGAUCGCGCAAUACUUUUGAAUUUUAUGUUUGAUUGUAAAUUAGCUGUCUUUUUUUUUUUCAGACAAAUUUUUCAUUUCUGUA